Messenger RNA from Poecilia latipinna (sailfin molly), 1287 nucleotides. Its product is annotated as GTPase IMAP family member 7-like. Bases 31 to 924 code for a protein of 297 amino acids. The record is from RefSeq and is a predicted model, not a curated record. Gene Ontology annotation, molecular function: GTP binding. The transcript has 2 exons. Lineage: Eukaryota; Metazoa; Chordata; Actinopteri; Cyprinodontiformes; Poeciliidae.
GCUCCAGACUUACUACUUAAAAACAACAGGAUGGCCAGCAACACGCCUCGUGGUGAGGAAUCAAACAUAGAUCAACAGAUCCGCAUUGUGUUAGUUGGAAAAACAGGAUCUGGCAAAAGUGCAUCAGGGAAUACCAUCUUACAGAAAGUUUUUCCAUCCAAGCUGUCUUUCACCUCUCUGACAUCAGCAUGUCAGAAGAAAAAAGAGGAGAUUUAUGGACAAACUGUGGCUAUUGUUGAUACUCCAGGUCUGUUUGAAACAAAUGCAACUGAAGAAGAAGUGAUAAAAGAGCUCACUAAGUGCAUCAUGUUAUCAGCUCCGGGUCCUCAUGUGUUUCUGGUGGUGAUCCAGCCUCACAGAUUCACCAAGGAAGAACAAGAAACAGUGAAACUCAUUCAGAAGACGUUUGGAGAAAAGGCGGCAGAUCACACCAUGGUGCUGUUCAGCCAUGGAGACGACCUGGAGGAAGAAGGAACCUCCAUAGAGAAACUCCUCAUACAAAAUGAAGAAGUUGCAGCUUUUGUCAGGCAGUGUGGUGGAAGAUAUCACGUGUUCAACAACAGGAAGAUUGAUCCAUCUCAGGUGGAAGAGCUGCUCCAAAAGCUCCAGGAGAUGAUUGAGAAUAAUGAAGGAAGAUGUUACACAAAUGAAAUGUUUCAAGAAGCAGAGAAAGCCAUCAAAGAUACGAUGCAGAUCAUUUUGAGAGAAAACCCAAACCUGGAGAAUGAAGAAGCCAGAAGAAGAGCAGAGAGCGACAACUGGUUCAUUCAUCAAGUUCUUCAGCAGUUCAGCGGGUCGCCUGCCAUGGGAGCUCAGGGUGACAGAGGGAUGGAGCAGCUGCCGAAAAUCGCAGCUUAUCUGGUGGAGGCUUUAGUUUUAGCAGUGAGAUCAGAGGGAGCAGCAGGACGAUGCAUCAUCCUGUGAAAGUGUAGAAAUAUAAUCAGUCUGAGAAAAGGAAAUAAUAAACUGACUGAAUGAUUUGUUUUAAAGCUUUCUCACUAAAAUUAUAAUCUUUGGAUGUUUAAGUAGUAAGAAAAUGUAAUUAGACCUUAAUAAAAAAGUGUUCCCAUUAUAGCAUAAUUUUUCAUAUUAAGUGAGAUGUCAAAGAUUUGAAAAAUGGUUUAGGACAAAAUAUAACUGAUCUUUUAGAAAGUAAUUCUUUUAUGUACAGUCAAUUAUGGUUAAUGGUGAGAAGUUCAAAAUUAAUGAAAGGCGUUUGUUGUUAUUUGAGAUUAAUAGAUGACAUGCAUUUAAAAUACUGAUAUAAUAAAAUAAAACUGAAAAGCC